Solenopsis invicta (red fire ant) is the source of this 5214-nucleotide messenger RNA. RefSeq lists its product as uncharacterized. The record is from RefSeq and is a predicted model, not a curated record. Gene Ontology annotation, molecular function: DNA binding. The coding region runs from base 3716 to 4888 and encodes 390 amino acids. Lineage: Eukaryota; Metazoa; Arthropoda; Insecta; Hymenoptera; Formicidae. The transcript is spliced from 3 exons.
CACAAAUAAAAGUCCUUUUGUUGGCAACAGAAUAUGCAACAGUUGCUCUCCGUUUGCUUUGAAUCUGCUGACAUAAAAUGUCUCAAAUCUGCUCUCACGUUGUUGAAUAGGACUAUGCGUUACAUUUUCAGCAAAUACACAGCAACUAGUCGAAAAUUUAUGCUCAGCAUUAAGUUGCCUGAUUUUGCAAAACAUGCACGGCUAUUGGGGAAAUUAAAAAUGUUAAAGUUAAUAGAUUGAAAACUUAACUUUACCUUUUUUAACUUUUUUGCGGAAACUUUUAGAACAACCUUAUUAGUGGCAUGUUAGCGUUAUUACAUAACGGCAGGCUACUAAACGAAUGUUCAAGAUACUGCUCCAGCUCUUUUUCUAAAUAAAAUUCAUUAAUUUGUAUCGCAAUAAAUAUUUAUAUUAAUUUGGAGCACCGUUUAGAAAACGCAUGAGAGACAAAAGAAAGAGCCAUCGAUUUGGCUACAGGACAUUGCCAAAUAUGGUAAUGGUUUAGAAACAUUACCAUAUAAGGCAAUAAUUUGCUGCUAGGAGCGCAUUAAAACAAGCGAUUCGCGUUUACAGGCGUAUAUAAGAAAUAAGGCUCGAGCCUUUUUUUGGUAUUCGUGUUCGGUCAACGAACAUUGCGCCACGCGUCUCAUAAUUGUGUGUUACCUCUUGUUCUUACUUUAAUUUCGAUUGAUUAAAGUUUCUUUUGUUGUAAAUAUCACGUUCUCACCCUUCACUCUCCCUCUUCACACACGCCGCAGUUAAUUUACGUUCGACGGAUAUCGCGACCCCGAAUAUUAUAUUUUGGUCCUUCGAGCCGGAUUUGCCGCAUCCUCCAAAGCGCGUGUGAUCCGUGUGAGUGCAACGGUAGCUGGUAGUGAUAGUGCUCAACAGUGAAAAGUGAAAGACUUCAACAUGAGUAUGGACACGCAAGCAUUAAUCGAUGCUCAAACUGAGCUCUACGGCCGCAUCGCCCGUACAGAAGAGAAUCUGAAGAAAGUAGGUUCAACACGGCUUACACAAGGCACAGUGGAAGCUCGUCUGCAAUCUCUGGAUUCGAAUUGGAACAAGUUUCAGAGCAAUCACGACGCGCUCCGGACAGCGCACAAGGUCCAUCCCGUUGCAGCUAGCAACGAUUAUUUCAAGGAGAAUUUUCCCGAACGGGUCGAAGAAAUGGUCAACGAACAACGAGGCUCCCUCCUUGAUAUGAUACACACACUGCGUGACAAGCACGGCGAGCCAGGGAGAACGCUUCCCGCAGGAAGGAAAGCAGCUCCAAACGAAAGCUUCCGAAUAUCGAGCUGUUUUUCUUUUUGGGACGAAUAGAAGACUGGCCGGCUUUUCGAGAUCUUUUCGUCUCGAUCCUUUUACGCCACCCUAUGCUCGCUGACGUCGAGAGACUCCACUACCUGAAGACUAGAGUGCAAGGUGAAGCCGAAGAGAGAAUAAAAAAUCUGCCGACCACCAGUGAUAAUUUUAAACGAGCAUGGGCCAUCCUGGAGGAGCGCUACAAAAACAAGCGCGUACUCGUGCGCUCGUGUCUCUCAACCUUCUCCAAGAUGUCUCGGAUGAAGACAGAAUCAGUAGCCGAUCUCAAGAAAUUGGUCAACGGCAUGUUGCAAACCGCGGGCACUCUGGAAAGCAUCGGGCGAAAGUCUGCUUAUGACAAUGACUUUUUUGUGCAUUCCGUCAUCGAGCUUAUGGAUUCACGAUCUCGAUGAGAAUGGGAAGAAACCACAGGUGACUUGAGAGAUCCCCCUUCUUUCGAUAUACUCAAGAAGUUUUUGGAGCGUAGGCUGCUCGCGUUGGAAGCUCUUCAAACGUCUUCGGGGAAUGCGUACGCAACGACUUCCGCUAAGUCUACGAGUUCGUCCUCGCGAUCGGCUCGUGCGAAUUUAGCACAGAAAACGAAGCAGAGCCGAUGCACGCUAUGUCAAAAGGAGUAUUACAUCCUUUAUUGUAGUGACUUCCAAAAGAAACAGGCUGCUCAAAAGAAGGAGUUUGCGGAGAGCAAGAAGCUGUGCUUCAACUGCUUCGGCAACCACGCUGUGACAGAGUGUCCAUCGCGGAAAUCUUGCGCCGCCUGCAACGCACGACAUCAUAGUUCCAUUCACGAUGUGUGGAUCUCCAAGGUCAGUUCCGAAUCGACGGCUUUCUCCAGUCGCUUCAUGUGCAUCAAUUCGAAGAAAAGAGAGUCGCAGUCUUGUUGGCCACCGCAUGAAUAGACAUAACAGAUAAGUAUGGUGCUCGUCAUACAGUUUGUACAUUAAUCGAUCCCGGGUCCGAGAUUUUAAUUGCAAGCGAGGCGCUCGCUCAGCGUCUUUGCCUUCCGCGCUUACUUGCCUCAGUGUCAAUCUUCGGCGUUGGCGGGCAACAGACCGGGACGACGAAAGGUCGAAUAUCAAUAAUUAUCUGCUCGAUCACUACAAACUUUUCAAUGCGAUUGUCCGCGUUAGUCAUGCCGCGAAUCUCUGCUUACGGGACGCGAGUGGAGGCCACGCGCGCGAACUGGCCUCACAUCCGUGAUUUACAGCUCGCAGAUCCGGAGUUCAUGAAAAGUGAUGCGGUGGAACUACUUUUGGACGCCGAUGUGCACUCCGCGAUCGUCGAGGAGGGCCUGCGCAAAAGCGGCCCUCGCACCAAUCGCACAACAAACUUCGCUGGGCUGGAUCCUCUCAGGUGUCGUCGAUGAUGCUGUGCUGAGCAACUCGUCUUCGACGUAUUUCUACCAAACGGACGCAGAAAUCACGGAGUUGGUGCGCCGUUUUUAGAGUCAGGAAGAGCCUCCGAGCGCUCCCCUUCUUCUGACCGAUGAGGAUCAGACGUACGAAGAUUUUUUCGUUUCCUCGCAUAGCAGAACGCCUGAGGGUAGAUACAUCGUGCGCCUCCCGGUGAAAUCCACGCUACCGAAUUUCUACAAAACGCGACAAGCGGCGGUACGUUUGCUACAAUGCAUGGAGCGUCGUUUUACGGUCAACCACGACUUCCAACGGCUGUACUGCAACUUCAUGGCCGAAUACGUUGACCUUGGUCAUAUGACGGCGUUGUCGUCACCUCUCGAGCAUGAGCAGCGAUGCGUCUGCUACUUGCCUCAUCACGGAGUCGUCAAGAGAUCGACGUCCUCCGGGAAGAUUCGUGUGGUCUUUAACGGAUCCCUUACGAAAAAGAUGCACGGGCUAGGAAUUGUAAUCCAUGUGGUUACUGUAAUCCCGUACGAAAAUAUUACAUCCGAUGGACCACACGCGUGUAGUUAUUAUAAUACAAAUAUUACGGUAACUAACUUAUUACAGUUGACAAAUUACAAUGCUGGACUACAAUUCAGUUAUUACACAGAUCGGAUCACACACGCGUUUAAUAUACCAUAUAGGUCAACAUGUUGUAGUCAAAUAAAUAAUAUUUGGAUUUUUUUAUAAUAAAAUUAGUAUUGUUUUAUUGAAAAUAAAGUACAAGUAAUUUAAAUAUUUAUUUAAUCGGUUUUGAUAUUAUUUACCAAAGGUACAAUACAUAAUUGAUUUUUUUUCCAUUUAUUUAUUUUUUUAUUUUUUUUUAUUUAUUUUUUUUUCGGAGUCAUUGUUUUCCCUUUACAUGAUUCCAAAACGGAUGUGGUAAAUUAAUUUAAUUAAUUAAUGUUACAUAUCUUAAAAAAAAUUGGUUUAUUUACAAUAUAAAUAUAAAUUUACAGCAAUCUGUGGAAAAUUAUGAUGUGCCAGUAGUUUGUAUGGCAGAGAGCAUGGUCCAUCCUCCAAUAAAAGAACAGAGUGUCACAACUGAAUCAAAAAAUAUCUCAGAAUUGAAAGGAAAUCGAUUCUUUGGGAAUCGCUUAAUAACUAAAGCUCAAUUGAGCAAAUUGAACGAUUCCUCAUUGUCUAAAAUGGCAUGCGAUUUGUUGGGGAUAGUUUUUGACAAAAAGGAGCUUCGCGAGAGCUGCCUCACCGGCAAGCAAGCACUUGUCAACAAAAAUAAACACGGAAAUCAAGCGGAAAUCAAGCAAUUGGAUACUGCUAGAUUAGCAGAUGUGGAAGGGAUCAUCGCGCCUGGCCGAUGGAGACUGCCUCAAUGCUCAUCUCGCUACCGGAUCAAAUCUCCUGCCUGCGCUGUCCGACGUAUUGCUACGAUAGCGGCAACACAGGUUCUCCUUGGCAGCAGACGUGGAGAAAAUGUACCGUCAGAUUCUGGUGCACCAAGGCGACAGAGAUCUGCAGAGUGGCGAAUACUGUGGCGACCUGAGACGAGCGAUAAUCUGCAGGAAUUCCGGUUAAACACCGUCACUUACAGCUUAGCCUACGCUCCCUUCCUGGCUAUGCGUACACUCAGACAACUUGCCGUAGAUGAAGAGAUUCGUUUCCCGCACGCUGCCGUCGUCAUACAACGAGAUACGUACGUUGACGACAUUCUUACAGGUGCAGACACCCUCGACGAAGCACGAGUAUUGAGAGACGAGCUGACUGGUCUCUGCGCCGCCGGUGGCUUUCCUCUUCGCAAAUGGGCUGCUAAUUCCGAUGCAGUCUUAACAGACAUUCCGCUCGAGCAUCGCCAGGUUCAAGAUUCUCGAGCGUGGGACGCCGAUGUUGAGCAUUUUACCCUGGGCCUGCUGUGGCAUCCACGAGAAGAUUACUUCGCUUUUCGAAUACGACCAUUAGAUGCAGGGCAAGUAACCAAACGUAUCGUGCUGUCACAAACAACACGUCUGUUUGAUCCGAUGGGCUGGCUUUCACCAGUGAUCAUAGCUGCGAAGAUCCUCAUUCAAACACUGUGGCUACAACAACUUGAAUGGGACCAACCUCUUGACGGAACCUUCCGUCUCUUUGACGGAAGAACGAGUGUGGCAGCGAUUGCGCGACAAGUUACCUUUACUCGAGCAAGUACGCGUACCAUGCUGGAUACAAAUUAGCACGGCGGGCGGCCACGCUGAGGUGCACGGAUUCGCGGAUGCUUCAGAGCGAGCCUAUGCAGCGGCUGUAUAUCUCCGGGUUGCACAUCAAGAAGGUCGUCGACAUUCCUUUUUGCUUCAGGCUAAAACCAAGGUAACUCCAGUGCGGCCGGUAUCGCUUCCUCGUCUAGAACUCUGCGCGGCCGCUCUCUUAGCAAAGCUGACAGUUCACGUGACGACGGUCAUGAAAUUGACAUCUGUGCCUCUUCAUCUCUGGACCGACUCAACGGUUACCCUUGCCUGGAUCAAAGGACAUCCUUCUCGGUGGAAAACCUACGUAGCUAACC